This is a messenger RNA of Mizuhopecten yessoensis (Yesso scallop), 5816 nucleotides long. RefSeq lists its product as uncharacterized. The coding region runs from base 703 to 2244 and encodes 513 amino acids. NCBI's taxonomy places the organism in Eukaryota, Metazoa, Mollusca, Bivalvia, Pectinida, Pectinidae. The record is from RefSeq and is a predicted model, not a curated record. The transcript is spliced from 13 exons.
AGAUUUAUCAUUGUUCAUAAUAGAUAACAGGCGCAUAAACUCGCAAUGCUAUUCCAUAAGUAUAAAGAAUCAAUAUAUUAUACAAAAAAAGACAGACUGAGGUUAAACUGAUAAACUCUUGUUGUUUAUGUUGCUUAUCGGAUGUCCUUGAUCCUGUCACGUUAACGUGUGGUUAUACCGCACACGUCCUGGAUCAGUUGUCGUCCCGUCGCAGCCAUUAGUGAUACUGGUUUCUGUUGGGUGUAUUAUACAUUCUCUCAUUAUUGUCACAGUGUGAAGGAGAUAUAACUUUUGAUUGUGAACAAUCAGAGUCGGAAUUCGUUGCACUUAAAGCCACAGAGCAGGUGAAGCGGUGAUUAUCUACGAUAAGAAGACCUGGCAGGCCUCAUACUACUAUAUAGACUGAUUUGGAGCACGUCAACGGGUUCUUUUUUUUAAAGUUAGUAAACAACGACUACUAUAGAUUAGAUAAAGACCGUUGGAACCUAGACACAUUCCGCACUGUUCUUGUUCCCAGGCAAACAAUAUAACAGCAGACUUUGACUGAAUGAAACUUGUUUGCUUAAUGAAACGUGAAGAUCUUAAAAAAAGGUUCUGAUUGCGUCAUUUCCAUAGCCCGGAACAAUUGAGGCUGGUUACUUUUGACCUCAUUUCCGGUUCGUCGUCUGCUGCUAAAGAUCGUGAUUAUAAAGAUUGUUGACCAUGCCUUCCUCUGCCCAGAAGAGGACUGUCAUCCUCGCCGUCGUCAUUGUGGUCUGUACACUACUCGUACUACAUCAGAGUCAGAAUUAUGACUUCCAACAAAUAAUAGGUUCGGAACAGAAAGUUCUUCACUUUUUGCCCAAGAAGAAAACGUUCUUGACAUGGCCAAUGGAGAACCCCAUUCCAGAAACAGCUACCCUCCAGAAAUUGAACCUUGAAAAAAUAUCGGAGUUUUAUUUCAGCUAUGUGAACACCCUUCAAGUGUUUUGUCCUGUGAAGACGGUUUAUGGAGGAGUUAAGUUGGGUUGGUACACAUGUAGUGUGGUCAGGGGAAACAACUCUAAAUCGUGUGUGGCAUAUAUGAUAACAUCCAGCGACAACAGCGUCAAUAACGCCUUUUUUGAAGAGCUGAAGCAAGACUACCAAUGCGAGAAAAACGUAUUGUUAAAAAGUGCUGUGGUAGCAGCACAAAACUCUCCUGUGACCGAAGACACUUCUAUAGUUUCAACGCUGAAGUCCAAGGGUGAUAUUGAUUACAUGACGAUCGACAUAGGGGGAGACGAGGUCCAGUUAUUGUCUUGGAUGUUAACAAAAGAUCUACUAAAGAACGUGCGGCAACUGUUGGUAACCUUCCAUGGGAUCAGUGCUAACAGCAAGGCGUCUGUGUACGUGCAGCACCUUCAGGUCUUACGGGCACUCUACUCAGAUGGCUUCAGAACAUUCCACUUUGCAAGAAAUGUUCAGUGUUUGUUUAAGGGGAACUGGAGAAGAACCGGUUGCUAUUCUCUUUACAUGAUGCGAGAAAUGCCGAUAAUUGGUCCGCUCGAAGUGUACCGACCGGAGAUUAUCAAAACUCUACCGCUCAAACCUUUGGCUACGUUGUAUAAUAGGCUACUGGUGUCAUCACAAGUACACUGUAAGAAUGUGGUCCGGAUUGGGAAAGUGGACGACGGAGGAUGGGACGUCUGUAACGAUACGGAGUAUAGACCCUCCUCACCAUGUAUUGUCUACUCUUUUGGAGUGGCUGGAGACUGGUCGUUUGAUGACGAAGUGUCCAAGAUUUAUGGAUGUGAUGUACAUUCUUUCGAUCCAAGCAUUGGAAAGUCAGAUCAUAAGCGAUCAGACAAAAUCACAUUUCAUAAUCUGGGACUGUGGGGCAAGCCUGCAGGAAAGCAAGGGAAAUGGAGCAUGAUGAAUCUUAAGGAGAUUAUGGAUAUGCUUGGUCACACUGGGAAAACCAUUGAUAUUAUCAAAAUGGACAUAGAGUCAUCCGAGUGGGGAGCUAUUCCUGAUAUGGUAGCCUCUGGAGUGCUGAGGAACGUUAGACAACUGGAUUUUGAAUUCCAUGGUAGCCCUAAUCCCGAUGAAAGUUUUCGUUCAAAAAUGACAGCAUUACGUGGAAUAAGCGAUCAAGGGUUCCGCUUGUUCUGGUCUCAUCCUAAUAUAAAGGGAGGUAAUCCAACACCAUUCAGCGUAACAGGAAGACAGGUCAGCAGUUGUUAUGAAAACUACUAUCUGAAUACAAAUUUUACUAAAAAGUGAAGUAUCUAUUCAACCUUUAACGUUAAUACAUUUGUGGAUUUGUUACCGUUAUUGUUUCAAGUAAAAAGCUUAAUUAUUUAAAACAAAGUGUACCAGGUGUUUAUCAUAGUUUAUAUAUUUUGAUAUAUUUGGUUAACUUUGCUUCAUUACACAGCGGUACAGAGCCUAGAUAAUGCAUGUUUUAUUGGGAUAACACAGGAAAUACACAUGAUUAUUUCUACUGCGGUCAUUUUACAUGGUAUGAUAUAAAAAAAAAAUCUGAAAUUAAUGCAUUGUCUAUAGUUAUCACUUGUCAAUAUUAUAUUAUUGUUGCUUUGAUAAAUUAGCCCAUAAUAGUAAUAACUUAUAUAUAUCAUAUAUAUAUAUAUAUAAUUGAUGUUUUAUUACCGUGUCAUGCAUUUUAAAACUCAUAUACAUUAAUUCUGAUAAAUACUGUAAUGCAUGAUCUAAAAAUGUCCAGCCAUUAUAUGUAUGGAAAAAAAUUUCUGUAAAUAUUUUUGAGGUAAAAUUUAUACAUUCUUCGUGUUGCGUUUGCAUAAUGUAAAAACUGCGUGUUGGUAGUAUCAUUAAUGUUGUGUGUAUGCGUGCACUAUCUAUUUGUCAUAAAUGCUAAACAUCUACAUAUAUAAUCAUGUGACUCAUUUUCUAAAUUUCAUUCAGGUUAAGAUAAAUAAUUAAUGAAAAAACAUCUAUUUUUUUGUUAAUUUUUAAAUAAAUUGUACCUGGUUAUCAGAAUAAAACUGGUAUGAUUUGCUUUUUAAGACAUAUAAAUUAGUCAACUUUAAAUACCCUUCACUGAUUUUCUUAUCGAUUUAAACGUCAACUUAACGGAAAUACAAAGCAAACACAAUGAUUUAAUACCACCACAAAACACGGUUUAUAAAAGCUCUAACGAAAUACGAUAUUGGCGAGUGUAUACGUAAUGUCAGUAUACUGUUUUCUUGCGGGAUGAUAAAAUAAAAAACAAAACAGAUACAAUUGUUGACAGAGAUCAACUGAAAGUUUACGAGCUUUUACAUUUACUUUAUAUGACCGGAUGAUUAACUAUCAAAUAGAAAUAUUUACGGGAAGUGAUAGAAGAAAUGACCACAGUAAUGACAACAAUAUUUAUGCCAAUAGCUGAUUAUCAAUUUUAAAGUGAAACUACCGUUUUAAUGUAUUUAAAGUAUAUAGUUUACAUUUACUUUAUAUGACCGGAUGAUUAACUAUCAAAUAGAAAUAUUUACGGGAAGUGAUUGAAGAAAAGAACACAGUAAUGACAACAAUAUUUAUGCCAAUAGCUGAUUAUCAAUUUUAAAGUGAAACUCCCGUUUUAAUGUAUUUAAAGUAUAUAGGAUAAAAGUGGAACAAUUUAAUGGUUCAAUUUAAGUGAAAUCUGAUAUCUUGCCAUAGCUUUGUCUUUGUUUGAUUUUUUUUUUAAACCUAGGAUAUUGUAAACAGAUUUUGGGAAAUAAGAAAAUAUUGUAAGAAACAAAUGAACAUCUUGACCAAAAUAAAACAUACGAUGAUUUUAUCACUGUAUUAAAUGUAUACAAUAUUUAGCUUUUCCUUAUGAUAAGCCAUGAGUUUCAUAUAGCUUUAUACAUAUGUUGUGCCUUCUAAAUGUAACACUGUAAAUAUAUAAUGUAAUUAUGUUGGUAUUCAUCAGUACAUGUAUUAUUGACUUGGUUGGAAUGAAUUUAACUAAUCUAGAAAAUAUAGCCUAAUUGUGACAUGUAUUCAUAUGUACCAACGUCGGAUAACGGGGCACUACCCUUUUUGCCCAGGUAGCACCAGUUUCUGUAUUAAUAAAUUAUCUUGACCAAGAUUUGUUUUCAGCUGAUGUAUAAAUAUAUACAUUUUAUACGAAGAAUUAUGUUUCCUAUGGAGUUAUUGUUUAAAUUCUAAUGACACGCUUUUGGAAAUCAGUAGUAUAUGAUUUAGAUAAGUGAUUAAUAUAAACGAGUGGAAGCACAAUCCUUUAUGUGGAUAAGUGUAAUUAAAAGUUUAUUUGAUAGACGUGGUUUCCCACUGGUAUUCGAAAUUAUGAUGUCUGAAUGGCUAAUAAAGUUCCCCCAAAACUUACUCUUUUUUUUUUUUUUUAUCUCAAAUGCGUGUGUUUCAUUAAUUCUAACAUUCCAAUUCAGCGACCUUUGAUAUUUGUAGUCAGUUUCUAUAUUAAUCAUAUUUGAGGCAAUGCAUCAAUGAAAGCUAUAUUUGAAUGCGAAAAUAUAUGAUUUUUGACUUAUGCAUGAAACGUCUUACAACACAAUCUAUAUAACAAUCUUCACAUCUUUUCAUGUUUAAUCAUGUACCCAAAAUUUAACAUUUACAUAUGUAUGAUUAUUGAAAACACAUUCUGACAUCAUUUUGUAUUUUCCCUUCAUAUCAGGCAUUCCUUUUAUCAAUGAUUUCCCUUGCCUUUAUUUUGAAUUACGUGUAGGCCUAAAGUGUUGUUCAAACAUCAUUGAUAUGACUAGUCUUACAAGUAUUUAGUUAUAUGAUUAAGCAGCGAUAUUUGACAGUAGUCUUGUAGUAUUUUGCUGAAAUGUAAUCGAAUUCGUGAGAUUAAAUACCUUGUUAACCAAACGGAUUAUUUUUGUAAGGAACCAAAGAUGUGGCAAUGCCUGUUCUCUAUUUUCCGACUAAAAUAAAACAAACAUAAGCAGCAAGAUGCUAUUAGAAUGAUUAUAAUCUUGGUAGUGUUUGACAGUGUUUUCGCUUGGGGAUUUACCUGUUGUUAACUAUGAUAUUCAACUUUUUUUUUAUAUGUUACUGUUUGUUUUUAAUAGUUAUGUUCAUAGACAAAUAUAAAUAAAAUUUUAUGUUCGCAAGUGUUCUUACAAACGUGUUUAUAUUUGUAUACUUUGUAUUUAUUCAACUCGCUUUAUAACAUUUGCAAGAAACACAGUCGCAUAAAGGUUAUUUGUGUAUAAACAUUUUACAAAAUAUAGAAGCACAGGGUUGCUGACAACGAAUAGAAAUUGAGCUGUAUAAGAGAUUAUGUUAAAAGAUUUUACUAUUUGCCCCAUAUCCUUAAAAAACAUCGCGUUUAUCGAAUGCUGUACUCAAAUUUCUUCUAGAAUUAUAGUUUGUUAUUCGUUCAAAUAAAGAUAUUUUUGCAGACAGCUGAAGUUGUAUUGUUUGACUCUCAGUAACACAUCAUUGUGAACAAUAGGAACAUCUAGAUCAUCUCCCUUUUUGUCAAAAAGAAAGGUUAUUUUUCGAAUGUCAAAUCAAUAUUUUGCAAGUUAAGAAAUAUUUGGAGACGCUUUAGUUAUUCUUUGGUCUUAUCACAUUUACCGAUAAAAGGGGUUAAAUCGUAAUACCCGAGUCCUUAGUUUGACAUCUCUAAAUGGACAAGGAUAAGAACAUUCAAAUUUAUUAUAUUCAUUGAUAACGCAAUAAUUGAUUAUAACAUGUAAAGAAACAACUAAUAACCAACACUAGAAAUCAUUAAAUGAUAGUGAAAUUUAUUGAAAACGGACAGUUUGAGCAUCAAUAACUCAUUUUUAUGCGGCGUUCGUCGUCCGUCGUCCGUCCGUCAACCUUUUCUUUUGAACGACUUCUUCUGAAGAACUGUAGGACCUAGG